Molecule: messenger RNA, 999 nt
Organism: Peronospora farinosa
Lineage: Eukaryota; Oomycota; Peronosporomycetes; Peronosporales; Peronosporaceae
Source: the annotation of a GenBank genome assembly
AUGGACUGGAGUGACUUCCCUCACCUCUCCCAACAUCAUAGGGAGUUGGCAGAGCAUAUGGCGCAGGGACUUGGUGAACAAGCCCUGGUCAAUCUCUUGCAUUGUCCUCCUGAGCAACAUGUUUCUCAGUUGGAGCAAUUUGAGGCGUUUGUGCUCGGACAGCGUAGAAACGCGUCCGAGGUAAACAGCCAAGCCACCGCUGAGUCCAUCACUAAGACUCAGGAUGAGCUUAGGCUUGAGCAGGCACGUAAUGAGGCGCUCAACAGAACUGUUGAGACGCUCUCUGCCCGGCCUGCUCAACCGAGGCCCAUUCGGAUGGACCCUCCGAAGUUCGAUGGAGCUACCCCUCACACGAUUGUUCACUGGCUAUUAGCAGUGGAGCAAUCAUCAGAGUGGGCUUACUCUGCGCUUAUGGCAAAUGCCGAUGAAUUCUCAUCAUGGAAGAUCUUUAAGUCAAAGAUUCGCGCCAUGUACCAGCCGCCUAACAACGAAGUGUUGCUUAUGGCGCGCUUCUUUGGAGCACGACAGGCGAAACGCUCUCUGCAAGAGUUUGUGCAGGAGAUGCGUUCGCUGUCGGCGUCCAUCAAUGGGGAACCGAUACCAGAGCGUAUCAAGGUAGCCACGUUCAUGUAUGGACUUAGGCAUGGCCCAUCGCGUCAGGCCCUUUUCAGAAAGGUGCCGGCGACGAUGGAAGAGGCAAUUGACAUUGCCUUAGUUAAGGAGCAAUCCUACAACAGCGCCUCGGCGACAGCCUAUUACAGGCCGUCGUCCGAGAAGUCUGAUGCCACUCCUAUGGAGUUAGGCAAUGCAGAUGUGAUCUGCUACAAGUGCGGCAAGCAAGGCCAUAUGAUGGCUCGCUGCUAUGCCAAGGUAGCUGCUGGUGCUAAGGCAUCCAGCAAAAGGUCUCCCAACCCGAAGGGAGGUGCGACAAACCAGCGUGCACGACGCACGGGUUCAGCACCUGCCCAAGAUGGGUCGGGAAAUGCGGGAGCGCAGUAG